Meloidogyne enterolobii is the source of this 411-nucleotide messenger RNA. The record is from the annotation of a GenBank genome assembly. Lineage: Eukaryota; Metazoa; Nematoda; Chromadorea; Rhabditida; Meloidogynidae.
AUGAGUGAUGACGACAUUGAAACUUUAAAUUCAAGUUCAAUAAAUGAGUCUGUGGAAGCUAAGCGUACAAAUUGUCGAAAACGUUUACGGACUUUAGAAAAUGAAAAUGAGAAGUGUGAAUUGGCAGAAAAGGUACUCAAAUCUCAAUUGGAACUGGAAUACUCAUUAAUUGAAAAUUUAAAAGAAAUUGACAAAAAUUCCAAAUUAUCUGAACAAUUGGAGAAAUUAAAAAAUUGUGGAAAGACGAAAAUUAAAGAAGAAUCUGAAUUAAAUAAAAUUAAAGAAGAUUAUAAAAAAUUAAAUAAUAAUUUGGAAAAUAUUAAAAAGUUGGUGUCUCAAAUGAAGAGUGAAAAGUUAAAUAUGGAAAAUGACUUUAAUGAAGAAAUUGAAGUGAAAUUUGAAAAAUUUUAA